Monomorium pharaonis (pharaoh ant) is the source of this 1672-nucleotide messenger RNA. Its product is annotated as fibrous sheath-interacting protein 2. The record is from RefSeq and is a predicted model, not a curated record. The transcript has 6 exons. NCBI's taxonomy places the organism in Eukaryota, Metazoa, Arthropoda, Insecta, Hymenoptera, Formicidae. Bases 191 to 1207 code for a protein of 338 amino acids.
AGCAUGGAGAUGGUCAGUAUAAUGAAUAGCCUUAAACUGAAGAAGAACUUGAGAGGCACUGUAAUCAAUCAACAACGUAGACGUCUUCACUGGCUCUUCCGGACUGAUUGGAAAAGAUUUAGAACGGUUUGCCGAAACAGUUCCUAAACCGAAAGGAGCUGUGCCCGGAUUUGGUCUACCGGGAUGGAAGAUGAUGCCUUUGGAGCAUAAGAUACCCAUGAUACCUGCUCCGAAGGGUGCUUACAAUUUCACACGACGGAAAGUAGGAAAGAAAUUAUGGGAACCGAAAUUGGAGUUUGAUUUAAGCGAUCCUUAUUGUCAUGAAGCUAAAUUCCCUUAUGAACCCCUGCACGACAAGCAUCUACUCGAGUUCUUCUCCAGACAGAUAAAUCUAAAAUCUUUACUGAAAGCCGACCUAAUUACAGACGACAUGGACGUAAAAUGUUCGUUGCGUGAUUACAAUACAUACAGAAAAUACUUAAGACAAGUACACGCUGAUCGUAUAAAGAGGGAAUUGAGAAAAAGAAACCGUUUGUUCGUUGAGAGGAGAGCUCUACAUUUCGCUGAAGACCAGGCGCGCAAGGAAACAGAAAGAUUGAAAGAAAGAGAGAAGUUGUCCAGCGAGAGACAACUUCUCGUGCAGCAACGAUUACUACAGGAAGAUUUAAAAAUUCGGAAGUUGAAAGAACGAGCAUUCAGAACAACUCAAAGAUUGAAAUUAUUAAAGCUUAUUAGGCAAGAGGAACAACGACUAAUAAACAUUAAACAUGAAGAGAAAAGCGAGCAGAUUCGGCAGAAAUGCAAAAUUGCGACGAAAAUUGCCCGACAUAAAGUGAUCGAUACACUGAUGGACUGGAAGAAGAAGGACAAGGCGCGAAAGAAAGGCAUGGAAAAGAGACUAAUAGAUAUUGAACAACAAAAGAAGAAGAACAUGGAAGAAAGAUGGAGGAAAAAGCAGCAGUUCCAAGAAGAAGAUAUUGCGAAACAAGAAAUGUUGUUACAGUGCAUAGACGCACGCCGUCAAAGAUUCAUAGAGGCUUACAAUAACAAAAUAAAUGAAGAAGCUACCAAAAUGAAAAGACUUUUGGACAACGCAAAACUAUUUACAAAUUGUUACAUGAAAAGGCAUCUACUAGGUGGGAGAAAAGUCAUUUGCUGCAAAAAAUACUUUAAAAACAAUACGAACAAAAAUAUGAAGAAAAAAUAACUCACAAAAUUCGAUGAAUUCUUCAUCAAAAUCCAUAAAACGAAAGAAAUACAAAGUAUGAAGGUGAUACUUUCAAUUUAUAUCGUACAUUUUUAUACUUUAAUAAAAAUUACUAUUUCAAAUGACACAGAUUAACGCAAGUGGUGCCAGAACGUAACACAAAAAUUGAAAUAGCAGACUAAAACAAUAUGGACCAAUCGUUAGUGAAAACAGAUUAGUAAAAAAAAUAAAUUUUUUAAAUAUUCAUUGCGAAACAAAAUUUAAAUAAAAAUUGUGUCAACGAAAACAGGAAUAGUCAAUGCUAUGUGCAAAAUCAAUAUUAGAAAACAAAUGUCACGUAAAGAAUAAUAAACAAUAUAUAAUACGUAAAAUUUUAUUAAAAAUACUGGAAAGUACAUUGAGUUAUGGGCAAAAUAUUUAGCAAUGUUACGUAAAAAUAAUACAAAAUAAGAAUUAUUAUAUUUA